GCGCUCCAUCCCCCCGGCUCUGCGCGUUGCUAGUGCUAUUCACGAGUGGAGUUGCGGAUUUUGCGUAAGCCCCUGCUCGCGCUGCAGCGCACACUCUCUCUCUACCUCCGCUGACAACGUCGCGAUUGCUACUCAGCGCGAGCGUUUUCGCGGAUGGGAAUCGGCUCUCAACGCUUUAAAGAUCUGUUUUGGUCUUCUCUCUAUCCAAGUAGGAGCUGACAACGAUUUCGAAACAUUUUAGCGACCUACGUAGAGUGUCCACGUUCCACUGUGGAUGUAGCUGAGCAAUACGCGCGCCUCAGAAUGCCACGGUGCCAGAUAAACGGAGGACAGCGAGCGAAAGCCACGCGCAGAGCCGUGGGAGAGACGGGAUCAAUUUAAAGGAGGGAGAGUGAGAGUGGGAGAAAGGAGAGGUUGAGGGGAAAAUACGGAGGAGAAUAAACGACAGGAGAGGAUACAUCUACUAAACAUCAGCAUCGCUUACUCAGAGACUGAAGAUAACCUUCUGCACAUGUUUGAGCAGGGGACAAUCAGCCAUGGUCAGCGCCUGAUUAAAGUCUCAUAUGCAUUUGUACGCGCACGCACGCUCGCUCGCUCGUUCGCUCGACAGGAUGAGAACAGCUGAUAAGAACUGACAUCAGUCGAAGAAAACGGACAAUUUACCCCGAACGGGGUGGAUCCAGCAGUCUGAAACAGCAUGAGGACACCGCCUCCAUCAAAGGCCAGCACUGACAGCACCGACAGUCAGACACCACGGCUGCAACAUCAACCAAAUAUCUGACGGUGUCUGAUUUUUGACUUUUCCGUCAACUCUCAAGUGUGGUGAAGUGAACACAUUCGGAUACAAGGAUAGAAUGGACUUUGUCAGGAAGUGAUUCCAGUAAUACUGCUGUGGUGCGUUGUUUUUUUUUUUUGGACCAAUCAACACUCUGGGAAAAGGGGCGGGGGGUCAUGAUCCUGUUGCCAUGUGGGCUGCCAUGGUGACCGGCUUGUCAAAUCCCACCCCCCUCCUCUGGUUGGUCCAACUUCUGUUGUGGCCACACCCCAGCGGACCUCAGCUGACAGCAGCCACGCCUCCGUGCCCCACCCCAUGCAGCUGCUCCAAUCAGGCGAGUCGAGUAAUCUGUACCAGGAGGGGAUUGGCUGAUGUGCCUGACAAUAUCUCGGAGAACACGCGAUACCUCAACCUGCAGGAGAACUCAAUCAAGAUAAUUAAGUCAGACACCUUCCGACACCUGCGACACCUGGAGAUCCUGCAGCUCUCCAAGAACCACAUCCAGCAGAUCGAGGUGGGCGCCUUCAACGGGCUGCCGGCUCUCACCACCCUGGAGCUCUUCGACAACCGGCUCACCGUGGUGCCGUCUGGCGCUUUCGAGUACCUGAGCAAGCUGCGCGAGCUGUGGCUGCGCAACAACCCCAUCGAGACGAUCAACUCCAACGCCUUCGCCCGCGUGCCCUCGCUGCGGCGCCUGGACCUGGGCGAGCUGCGCAAGCUGGUCUACAUCUCGGACAUGGCGUUCGACGGCCUGGAGAACCUGCGCUUCCUCAACCUGGGCAUGUGCGAGCUGAAGGACGUGCCCAAGCUGACGGCGCUGGUGAGGCUGGAGGAGCUGGAACUUUCCGGAAACCAGCUUGGCGUGCUGCGGCCGGGGUCGUUCCAGGGCCUGUCGGCGCUGCGCAAGCUGUGGCUCAUGCACUCGCGCGUGACCAUCCUCGAGCGCAACGCCUUCGACGACCUCAAGAACCUGGAGGAGCUCAACCUGUCCCACAAUUCCCUGCACUCUCUGCCGCACGACCUGUUCACGCCGCUGCAGCGUCUGGUGCGCGUGCACCUCAACCACAACCCGUGGGAGUGCAGCUGCGACAUCCUGUGGCUCAGCUGGUGGCUCAAGGAGGCGCUGCCCGACAACUCCACCUGCUGCGCCCGCUGCCACGCGCCUCCGCGCCUCAAGGGGCGCUACAUCGGCGACCUGGACCAGAGCCACUUCACCUGCUACGCCCCCGUCAUUGUGGAGCCGCCCACCGACCUGAAUGUGACGGAGGGCAUGGCGGCCGAGCUCAAGUGCCGCACGGGCACCACCAUGACGUCGGUCAACUGGCUGAGCCCCAACGGCACGCUGAUGACGCAUGGCGCCUACAAGGUGCGCAUCAACGUGCUACACGACGGCACGCUCAAUUUCACCAACGUCACCAUGCAGGAUGCCGGGCCGUACACUUGCAUGGUGACCAACGCCGCCGGCAACACGUCAGCGACGGCGCUGCUCAAUGUCUCGUCGGCGGCCGACCCCACCAGCAUCUACACCUACUUCACCACUGUCACCGUGGAGACGCUGGAGGUGAACGACUCGGCGCGCCAGUACGUCAAUGAGUCACUUAUUCCUGGCGGGACUAUGCCGGGUUCCGUGGACGGGAGGACAGUCUAUGGCACAGUGCCCCCCAAUGGCCCCUCGCAGCCCCCACUUUCACCGCGAGACAAGGUGACAGAAAAGGCCUUCACCGUGUCCAUCACGGACGUGGCCAACUUGUCGAAGCUGGAAGACGUGAUGAAGACCACCAAGAUCAUCAUCGGCUGCUUCGUGGCCAUCACCUUCAUGGCGGCCGUCAUGCUGGUAGUCUUCUACAAGCUGAGGAAGCAGCACCAGCUGCACAAGCACCACGGCCCCGCCCGCGCCAUCGAGAUCAUCAACGUGGAGGACGAGCUCACCGGCGGCAACGCCAGCGGCAUCUCCGGCGGCUCCACGCUGCACCGCAACACGGCGGGUUGCGUCUCCGCCGGCGGCGGUGUCUGCCACGAGCCCGAGAUCGUCACGCUGCCCAACAUCGGCCGCGCCGACCUCAACCACUACUACAAGAGCCACACCUUCAACAACAACGUGAUGGGGCUUAGCCUGGGCUCCAAGAGCAGCCCCCCCAGCUUGAGCCCCCAGGGGAAGAUGGGCCAGGAGUGUCUGGAGUCCAAACACAGCCCCCCGACCCUGUCCCUCCACAUGGGCCUGCACUCCUCACUCAAGGCCCAGAACUCGCACAUGGAGCCGCUACUGUUCAAGAACAGCUCGAAGGAGAACGUGCAGGAGACGCAGAUCUAAAGGAUUUAAACAGGAGAACGAGAACAAAAAAACUAAAACGAACAAACAAAGGGAACAACAUGUACACAGACGCCUGUGCAGAGACGUGAACAUGAAUCCACGCACAUACACACACACACACACACACACACACACACACACAAACACACACACACACACACGCACACACACACUCACACACACACACACACACACAAGCACACACACAUGCACACACACUUACACCCACCUCACUGACAUGCAGACAUGAGAUCUAACGGAGCAUGGAACAUGGUUGACGUUUGAGUGAGGUACGCUAUGCUAAGACAUUGCCUUAACUUGCGAGGGGGUGAUGUAGAGCAGACAGCAGGGGAGAGGAUCUCACAGACGAGUGACAGAUAAGCAGUCCUUCUCGCCGCCUCUGUUGUUGUAAAGGAAUACGGACACACCGCCACAGCGUAUAUAUGUGCCAAAGCAACGUUCUUUUUUGCAGUUUCUACGAGUUGUAUCUGCGUAUUCAAAAAUGAAAACAAUACAAAACAAACAAAAAAAAAGAAACAAAAAGAUAUAGUCUAUCCAAGUAGCUUAACUCCGAAGUGUUCGUUUGCCACAGUUGAGACACGCACAGCACUCAUUUACGUGGAGUUCUGGGAGAGAACUGUUUUAGAACAUUUGAAGAACACAUUGCUCUCUCCGCGUUCUGCUUACAUGGCAGAGGAGCCCAUGGGAACUCUCUAGAACCGAGAGAUGGACAAAAGGAACUACUGUGAAAAAAAAAAAAUCAUCAAACACACAAAUCUAUUUUCUUUUAAAUUUGUAAUAUGCACAUUAUUAUACGUAUGUAAAUGGGCAAGUGGGGGGAUUGAGAAGACUGGACUCUGCAGAGGCUACUGAAACCAGACAGUGUUUAAAAACCCCUAUAACUACCCCCUCUUAACAGUUAGCCCUUACCCUAAUCUUUAUUCACAGACCCCCCACCCCACCCCCAACUCAUAACUCUCCUAGUUGUCUGUUCAACUGUCUGAGCCAAUCCUAACCUGUCACCUCCGGCCUCUAGCAUGACUCAUCAAAGGUCAGCUCCACAUACUUAGUCAUUCCAUCCGUGCUUAGCCUGGGCUGCCAUUCCUAAUCAUCCCAUACCUUACAUCCAGGGACAUAAAUAAAUUAGUCGAAUCGGGUGGAAGUGACCAAGGACUAGAAAGGGGGGUCUUAAGGAGUACAGUACCUUUCAAUUAACAAACCAUUCUUCAUGACGACUGAAGAGUUAAAGCCCUAUGAGUGGUGUUAGCCAGUUUUGUUAGCGUUUUUGUUUUUGCCAAGACAUAGCCUCAGUGUGUGGUGUGCAGGCAAAAUUAUUGGCUAGCAAGGAUGACCAUCCCUUUCAAAGAUUCCUGAUCGAUUAAUACCAACUGUAGAUCGUAGACAGUGACAUUUCUUGUUUAUUUUUUCUCAGAGCAUCUAUGUUCUUGAUGGCUUAGCUAGCUGAUGUAAAGCAGUCAGCAUCAGCUUUUCAAAAACCUAUCGCUCACAGCAGCUGUGACUACCGUGAAGUGUUACAAAAAAAUGAAAUCCUUCCUCUCUGAGAGCAAAUCCCAAGACUGAGAGGCCGAGUUCACUCGAAGCUGGACCUGUGUAAGCUCCCUCCUGCUGUGAUGUUGUCCUCCUCAGAACGCAGCUGACUCUGCAACCAAUCUGAUGCCGGCGCCACACCGCGCCCAGGCCAAAGUCGGGCCAGGCCUGGUUCUAUGGUCGGCUGCUAUCUGAGAUGGGCUUACAGAGGCUUUAUUCCUAAGGCUAACGGCUAAACCUGGCGUUGUGUUACUCAGAUAGGGAGGGAGAGAGAGGGGUGAGGGAGGGGGGGAGUGAGGAGCUGAGUCAUGCACUUCAGCUUUCUUCUGGUGUGUCCUUUGUCACGCACUGUGCACACACACACACACACACACACACACACACUCUCUCUCACAAACACAUUCUCAGUACAUUCUCAGGCACAGCUUCCCUCCCCAGCCAGCCAAACACACAAGUUUGUGACGUCCGGCGUCCGCCAGUCACCAGUCAAUCGCGAGUUUGGGGUGAUGUGAAGCGUCAGGAGAACAGAUGGAGAGCGAGCGAGAGUCAUCUGAAAUGGGGAGGGAAGGGGUGGGGGGGACCCCCCACUGUCCGCCAUUUUUCCUUGAACAGCUGUGAGCUCCUGUGAGCCGACAUUAGAUCCCAUCAAGACGUGGCAGAGACAUACAGGGGUUUCACUCCGUCAGGAGUGGAGUCGGCGAGCCGGCCGAGCCCCGCCACUCCCCGCCAUACCCUUGAUUAAGCGGAGCUUAGGCGGUUGACUGCUGGCGGGAGAGUGCAAAAGCGAUGACAUUAUAUUGAGGCGGGUGUUAUGGAGGAUUACCUUCUAUAAUUCCUCCCGGCCAGUCACAUGCUCGGAACACGUGCGCCCCCGAGGGGUGACCUUCCACUUCCUUCCUAGGUGUGCAGCAUCGCUGGGGGAGCCCGCCCUGGAAGCUCCAGGUCCAGGUGCUGGAGGUCCACCAUACGACAGGGUCUUUAGUCGCAAGCCCAAGCGCAGCGCUCCUGGCUCCUGGCUCCUGCCAAUCAGGUGUUUCUCUCGAAGGGCUUGUAGAUGAUUCAGGUGGGUUUGCGUUGCAGACUAGGACCCUAAAGGAGGGUAGGGUCACCAGGAGUACGACUGGUCUGGCCCUCGUCUUGCUUCCAUUGUUUACGUAUAUUCAUUGAGCAGAUGGUUUUAUCCAAAGUGACUCACGGUGCAGUAUAUCCUUAUCAGUAUGCACUCCUGUGCUCUUGCAGUACAGGACACAUUAUGGCACAGUGUGUGCGCUCACCGGGUACCAAACUAAUGAUCCUGUAAGGUUGAGUUGUUGACUGAAGGCCCCUCAUCUCUGUAUACUACUCUACAGUUGCACAUACAGUAUUCACUUAGCACACCCUUUAGUGCUCAGUGACUCACUCAAACAGGACACAUUUUCAUCGGCCUCUGUGCCCUUUGGCAUGAAAGCCAUCAUCUUUCAGUUGCUAGCAUCUUAGUAUGCUGGUUACUCCUUUAGUUGAGCUACAGGAACACGCUAAUUGAAGCAAGUGACAGAAGACAAGUCACCCAGAGUGUGUGUGUGUGUGUGUUUUCAGGAGUGAAAUGUCAACCAGGCGCUUGGGACAGAGGUCCAGAAUAGAAUCAUUCUCACGCCAAAAGUCAUUCCAUCUUGCCUGCUACACUAGCUAAUAACAGAACAGUGGCAGUCAUCUGUUGAGUGCAUUACAGAAUUCAGGGAAAAAUCGGCUUUUGCCUGCCAUGGCUCAAGUCUGUUAUACCCAUCCUAACCUAACUGCUUCUUUCAUCCUGAACCCUAACCUCAUGAACCCCUAACCUUAUUAACCUUUGACCUUUGACUCGCAAACCCAUGUUGCUAACUCUGACCCCUGUGCCCCUAACCUCCCGCCAUGACCCUUUCAUUACCUGCUCCUCUGCUUCAGUCCAGGUGGUUUGUUUUACGCAAAAGGAACUAGGCUCUAUGGGGGUUUAUAAAUGACCAUUGUGUGAAAGUGAACACCUCAUCGGAAAGGAACGGGUUAGCGAGGAGGCUAACCUUGCUAAGGGUGGGACCUUGUUACCGGGGCGACUCAUGGCGUUGCCGUGAUGUAUGAAGUGGUGAGGGGCGGGCGGCGACAUGUUUGUUCGGUGGACCUGCAAUGGAACAUGCAAAGCAAAGCGAGAGAAAAAAAAAUGAUUUAACAUGCUUCAUUCUUUGUGUUUGUCUGUCUUUGUUUUAAAUUAAAAAGAGUGCAGUUUAUAGUAGCUAAUUGUAAUAUUUACUGAUAUUAUUAUAACUGUUAUUAAUGUUCUGUUCUCAUGUCCAAUGGAAUUGCCAGCACAUUAAACAGAGAGAAUUUUUACA
Molecule: messenger RNA, 6976 nt
Organism: Clupea harengus (Atlantic herring)
Lineage: Eukaryota; Metazoa; Chordata; Actinopteri; Clupeiformes; Clupeidae
Product: leucine-rich repeat-containing protein 4B-like
Biological process (GO): positive regulation of synapse assembly; regulation of presynapse assembly; synaptic membrane adhesion
Cellular component (GO): postsynaptic density membrane; glutamatergic synapse; plasma membrane
Molecular function (GO): signaling receptor binding
Source: RefSeq, a predicted model, not a curated record